AGUUGAAAUCGUACAGACCAGCAAAUCAUUUGCUUUCGGUACUGCCAUUGCUUGUGAUGAAUAUUACCAUGGUGAUCACAGAUAUCAAAAUUUUAUCAAUCAGCAUUUUAAUUGGGCGGUAACUGAGAACUGUCUCAAGUGGGACCAGAUGGAAUCACAAAAGGGUCAUAUCAAUUACGAUAGAGCGAUACGAGCAGUUCGAAAACUUCGACAACACGGAAUCAACGUUCGGGCACACAACAUCGUUUGGUCAGACGCCAGUCAAAUUCAGAACUGGGUAAAAGCGCUUUCAGGAAAUGACCUAAGACAGGCUGUCUCUGAUAGAAUUGUGGGCGUGGUCUCCAGGACGAAGGACCUCGUGCAACACUGGGAUGUGAACAACGAAAACCUUCACAACUUCUACUUCCAAAACAAACUCCAGGACAUGGACUACAAUCUGGACAUAUUCCGUCAAGCUCACCAGGCGGGUCCAAACGUCAAGAUGUUCCUCAACGAAUAUGACGUGGUGGCUGGAGGCGGAAUGACAGGGGCGUACCUGACUCAAGCUCUGAAAUUCAAGCAUGCUAAUGUUGGACUGUAUGGCAUAGGAGUACAAUGUCAUUUCUCCAAGGAAACAACUCCAGACCCAGCACUGAUCAAGAAACACCUUGAUACACUCGCCCAAGCCGGUCUUCCAAUUUGGGUCACCGAGUUUGAUGUUCAGUUUAACGACGAACAUAAACGGGCAGACGCCUAUGAAACGGCUCUGAGAGUCUUCUAUAGCCACCCUGCAGUAGAAGGAAUCCUGUUUUGGGGUUUCUGGAGUCAGCAUCAUUGGCGUGGAGAAGCAGGUUCACUAGUUAGCGGACCAACAUUUAGACUGAACGCCGCUGGCCAUAGAGUGCUGCAUCUGCUUGAGAAGGAGUGGAUGACUCACGAGAGACACACUCUGUCUCAGUCUGGAAAACACUUCACAGUGCACGGUUUCCACGGGCACUACGAGGUGCGCGUCACGUACAGGGGACACGACGUCACCGACCAGAGACAGACGUUCACUCUCGGCAAAUCUUCACACACCGUCAACCUGCACGUCUCGCAUUAGUCGCGUUGGUUAUGAAAUAAAAUUACUUAUAGUUA
Molecule: messenger RNA, 1116 nt
Organism: Gigantopelta aegis
Lineage: Eukaryota; Metazoa; Mollusca; Gastropoda; Neomphalida; Peltospiridae
Product: anti-sigma-I factor RsgI6-like
Exons: 8
Coding region: 149-1081 (310 amino acids)
Biological process (GO): carbohydrate metabolic process
Molecular function (GO): hydrolase activity, hydrolyzing O-glycosyl compounds
Source: RefSeq, a predicted model, not a curated record